UGUUGUGUCUGAACAGCUUCGGUCCGAAUGCGAAUUUAUGAAAAUAUACAUGUUAUAAAAUUAUGAAAUCGAAUAUGCUUGAUGGAACCGAGAGAGGUACAAGCUGCAAGUCGUUCAGGGUGCUGAUGCAGUAUUGAGGGUGUUGACAACGGCGACAGACGCAAAGGAGGAGCGAGGGGGUCAGGACAUAGUCAGCAUGAUUGAAGGAGUCGGGUCAUCGAAAAUGUACUUCAGUCCGCUGCUACAACGGCGCGCUGUGACGUCAUAUGGGGAAUUCCCAUCCAUCCCGCACGUGCGGUCAAGGUCAGCGAGAUAUCCUUCAGCGGGCGUAGCCAUGCCUAGAAGUCACGUGAGCAUCGCUAGGUUCUGCGAUUGGUCAGAAGAUCUUGGUGAUUGUAUCUCUGUGUCUAAACUGUAUCGAGACCUUGCCAACAUCCCCCGACUUGGCGACACGGGACGGGGCAAGAACCUGCAGUGGUGUAGCAACGGUGUCAGGGUCAUUCCUGGCCGGAUGUUCUCACGGGACAAGGGGGCGCUGACGAAAGGAGAAAGGGAGAUAAUCGCGGGGAUUUAUCGCAACCGUGGUGAGAACACGCGUGACGUGCAGAGACAGCCAUCUCCAGUUCGGAACCAUUACGAGGCUUGGCUGGUGGGUAGGACCAUAUCUAAGAGCGGGGGGUCGAGGUAUGAUGAUACGCCCAGACACAGCGCGCACAAAUGUCAAGGGGAUUCGGAAUUCAAAGUGCCAGAUUCCUUGUACAUCAAGUCUCAUUCCAUCACUGAUGAUGGAACUCAAACAUCAAGGGAGUCAUCGUGUUAUUUUUGUGCGAAGGAGAGAAACAAUUCUAAAAACCAAUCGGAUUCAUUUUGUGGUGAGACGUCAGUUCACUGUAAGGACAGUGGUGAUUGGUCCGAUGAAGGGCCCGCGGCGCCCCCCAGCACUCCUGAUAGGCUGCUUCAAAAACGCGCACGCGCGAAGGGAUAUGGCGGCAGUGAGAACUCGUUUUCCUUCUCAGACAGCCCGGAAUCAACCAGGCUGGACUCUCCGAGGAGAGUUCGGGUGAAUGUCUAUUUGCCAGCAAUGGCGGCAGAGCAAACCGAAGAGGAUAUUAAAACCUGCCUACUUCACGGGAGGAGCCUGCUGCGGAAGGAGAGACCUCUCAGCCAAUCAGACUUUAGGUUAAAGAAAGACACAUCUGCAUCACAGGGUGAUCAGCAUCCACACUCAAGACCCUCAACCCUAAGGGAUCGACCGUCACGUGCCUCCCAUUCCCAUAACAGUAUUCGAGAGGACGGCGAGACGGGGGUUUCAGAAGACAAGACACGGGAAAAUACGAUGAGACUUGGGUGUGAGCUCAGUGAGUGACCCGAAGGACAAACACAACUACUGAACUAUAACUACAGCAAAUGUGAAAAAAUCCACUGGAACCAAAGGGGCUCCUUUAACAAUUGAACCACUGACUUAUCUCCCCUGUCGUGACGUGCGCUACCUCGUCGAGUCGUGAUCCAAACGGUCAAGUCGUACGACUGUCCGAUUGCUGUUCGUUCUUUUCGUUGCUGAAAUUUUGACUGACUAAAACAGCACCAGAAACACCACUACUACUUUAAACCUCGGCUGUAUAUUUGUGGCUGAACCCAAUUUAAUAUAGAUUGUUUCGUGGACUUGAAAGAUCUUCAGGGGCCCCCCUCAGCUGCCGUAUCAUCCCCUGGGAUGUAGAUAUAGACUUUGAAACAUUAAAUACCCAAUUUUCGAUUCAUAUAUCCCGAUCAUCCAUGCAUCCUUUGGAAAUAUCUACAUAUGACAUUGAUCUCAUUUUGUCUAAUGUCCAGGGUACCACCGAUACUCCCCGUACAGUUGGUACCAGAACUCUGUAUAUUCCUCCAGAUGAAGCAAUUACAGGGGUUGUCAGAUGACUAGUGCCUUGGAACUGUAACAAAACAUGGCAUUAGAAGUAAAUUGAUGUCAGUUUCUGUAUUGUAAUGCGUGUAUGUCACUUUGUAAACAAACAUGUCAAAAAAUGUUUUUAAAAAAUUAUUAUUUUAUAUGAAAAUAUCUAUUGGUACUUUAUUACUUUCAAGUGUAUAUGGAGGCGGGUUAGCCGAGUGGUUAAAGCGUUCGCUCGUCACGCUGAAGACACGGGUUCGAUUCCCCACAUGGGUACGAUGUGUGAAGCCCAUUUCUGGUAUCCCCCGCCGUGAUAUUGCUGGAAUAUUGCUAAUAGCAGCGUAAAGCCAUACUCACUCACUUCAAGUGUAGUUACUGCACAGUGUACUUAUCUUAACAAGCAGCUGCUCCCAGGCAGACCCAGCCUGUUGACAAACACGAACCCGCCUUUACGACACACUAUUUCGAUCCUGGAUGAUUGUCAGGCUGUGUCUAAACAAUGGUAUUUGCGUUAGUGUUGCAAAAUAGCUUCAAUUGUGUUUGUGCCUAUCCGGACGAGAGGUCACGAUUUGAUGCAGAGGGAAGAAAUAUGGUUGUUUUACAAACCGACAAUAUUGACAGUGGCAUUAUCGGUGGAACACAAGCUUUAACUGUGAUAUUCGACGUCUUGGAUUGUAGAUGACUGUGCUAUCAGUGGGGAUGGAAAUGCUCGACGUGAAAUAGAACGAAUACUUGCUCCAGCGUACAUUUCCUCCAAAAUCAUCCUCAGUACCAAGCGUAUUUAAGCACAUCCUUGUGUAUCCAGGGUAUUAUAUCUUGAUUCUAUUUUCAUAAGUACCAUUGGCUUUUCCGCCACCAUAGCUUCUUUUGGGAAGUGACGUCACCGUCUUCGAUUCUCUGUCAGUAAGUUCGCACGGGGACCCGUUCAACAAAGCGAUCGUAGCGCCAAGGUGAUAGUAACUAGUAACUACCACACUUUAACAUAGACUUACGACAGUCAUAGCACUACGAAGUCCAGAUUUUCCCUCGCUCACGAAUAAUUCUUUUUUUAGCUUCGUGUCGAUCGAAAUAGAGAAGGGAGCUAUGGUUGCGAAUGGAUCCAGAGUAUUUAUCAAAUUUAAUGAAGGUAUGAUAUAUUGGACAAUUAUUAAACCACUAUUUACAAACAUUAUAUAUUUUGAAAAAGUUUGAAAUGGGGGUUACCAUUAUCUUAAAUUUCGUUUUUGUCUAUAAGAAUAAAGUUGUAUCAAGAAGCAUUUUUACAACCAUGUCUUCAUCCUUGUCACAUGUUGUUAGAAUUUAAAUACAUGCGAUGUAUUGCCUUGCUUUCUGUACAUCUGAAUCGUAUAGUAAAAACGCCUCAGAUUUUUUUCUGAGGACA
Haliotis rufescens (red abalone) is the source of this 3266-nucleotide messenger RNA. RefSeq lists its product as uncharacterized. The record is from RefSeq and is a predicted model, not a curated record. Lineage: Eukaryota; Metazoa; Mollusca; Gastropoda; Lepetellida; Haliotidae. The transcript is spliced from 3 exons. The coding region runs from base 197 to 1366 and encodes 389 amino acids.